Debaryomyces hansenii CBS767 is the source of this 888-nucleotide messenger RNA. RefSeq lists its product as uncharacterized. Lineage: Eukaryota; Fungi; Ascomycota; Pichiomycetes; Serinales; Debaryomycetaceae. Gene Ontology annotation, molecular function: protein binding; microtubule site clamp. Bases 1 to 888 code for a protein of 295 amino acids. The transcript has a single exon. The record is from RefSeq and is a predicted model, not a curated record. Gene Ontology annotation, biological process: attachment of mitotic spindle microtubules to kinetochore; meiotic sister chromatid segregation; homologous chromosome segregation. Gene Ontology annotation, cellular component: nucleolus; monopolin complex; chromosome, centromeric core domain.
AUGGGUAGAACACGUAAGACAUCCGGUGGAGCAGAUAAGAAGAAUGAAAACAACGGUACAUUGAGCGAAAGUUUGACAUCAACGCCGGUGCCAAGUGCUAACACCAUAUUAUCCACUAAUAAAUCAACCAAUAUAACCGAACAGGACAUAUUGUCAGCACAGAAUAAUAAUGAUUUAAUGAAAAUAAUCCAUACCUUAACCAACACAAAGCAAGAUGAAAUAUUCACGAACUACAAGAAGAAAUCAGAGGUUCAGUUACAACAAAAGAAUCAGUUAAUCAAUGACAUGCAACAAGAAUUGAAUAAUAAGCAGAAGAUAAUUGACAAGUUGCUAGAAGAAAAACCAGAUAACGGUCUGUUACAAACUCCUAUGAAGAAGGCUAGAAGCGAGCCACCAAACAUGUAUGUGUCGCCUAUCAGAAGGAAGAAAACAGCUAAGCAGGAACAAGAAGUGAUAAACCAAGAUCAAUUAUCGAAGGAAUUAGAGACAAUAGGCAUAACGUUAGACAUGUUGGAGUUAUUGACUGGAUUAAGAAUAAUUAACUACGAGGAAGAUGAUGCAAAGUUUCAUUUCGAUCUCAAGCAAACGUCAACGAAUGGGAGUGGAACUGAGUUGACCAUUGAUUACAGAUUAAUUAUUUCCAAAGAAUUUACAUCGACCGCAGAAAUCAAUUACGUACCUACAUUUUUGAACGAAUUGGAGGAUAAUGAUAGCGAGUCCGAUGACAUAGAUGUGGAUGACGAAACCAUGGACUCCAAACGCAAUGCAAAAAUGCUAUUGGACUUAUUGCCAGAUUACUUCUGUGACAACCUAACAUUUCCCUACAAUACACUUUCCCAGUUCUACACCAAAAUGAACCGUGCCUUGAACAAGGGAGCCAAAAGUUAA